ACUGUGCACGGCAGGCCGGUCGAACGCCACAUCAGUUCUAAACUUAAUUAACAAUAAAAGUGGGCUAAAACCAGCUAAAACUUUGGUGGAAAAGUGUAAACCUCUUAAGGAGGUUCUUCUUUGUGUUGGCGCAACCGUUAUGUGCGUAGCCAGAAUCUCGUAGCAAAACGUAAAGUGCCAAACAACAAUGUUACGUGCCGCAUCUAUGUGUGUGUCUGUGUUGGGGCUCCUGGGGUUACUUGCGGCUCCGUCGUCCGCCGAAUCGAGUCAGAGCUAUCCAAUCACCACACUGAUCAAUGCCAAAUGGACACAGACACCGCUAUACUUGGAGGUGGCCGAAUAUCUGGCCGAUGAGCAGGCGGGCCUGUUCUGGGACUACGUACAGGGAGUGACCAUGGACACGGCAUUGAAUGAAUACGAUACCGAAUCGCAGCAGUAUAAUGCCGCCUUGGAGCUGGUGAAGAGCCACGUGAGUUCGCCCCAGUUGCCGCUGCUUAAGCUGGUCGUGUCCAUGCACAGCCUGACGCCCCGAAUUCAGACGCAUUUCCAACUGGCCGAGGAACUGCGCAGCGGUGGCUCCUGCCAGGGCUACACCUUUGUCCAGGUGGGCACUGAAUUGGCUUGCAGUUUCAAUGAGUUGCAGAAAAAGUUGGAUUUGCCGCUGGCCAAGGACAGUUUGGAUGCUCCGGUGGUAACCUACAGCUUUGAUCACAUCUUCCCCGGCAGUGAGAACAAUACACGGACCGUGGUGUUGUAUGGAGACCUGGGCAGCUCUCAGUUCCGUACCUAUCACAAGCUGCUGGAGAAGGAAGCGAAUAACGGUAAGAUUCGAUAUAUUCUACGUCAUCAGUUGGCUAAGAAAACGAGACCGGUACGUCUUUCUGGCUACGGCGUGGAACUCCACCUGAAGUCCACGGAAUACAAGAGCCAAGAUGAUGCACCCAAGCCUGAGGCGGGCGCAUCUUCUGACGAGGAUUUGGCCAAUGAAUCGGAUGUUCAAGGUUUCGAUUUCAAAGUGCUAAAGCAGAAGCAUCCCACGCUGAAGAGGGCGCUGGAUCAGUUGCGUCAAAGACUCCUGCAGGGCAAUGACGAGAUUGCGCAGCUGAAAGCCUGGGAAUUCCAGGACCUGGGUCUUCAGGCAGCCGCUGCUAUAGCCGAGAUUCAAGGUGAUGAGACCUUGCAAAUUCUGCAGUACACUGCACACAAUUUCCCCAUGUUGGCCAGAACUCUGUUGGCCCACAAAGUGACGGAUGCGCUGAGGGCGGAGGUAAAGCACAACACCGAGGCGUUUGGCCGAAGCUUGAACGUGGCGCCACCAGAUGGUGCUCUGUUUAUCAACGGACUCUUCUUCGACGCGGAUACCAUGGAUUUGUACUCCCUAAUUGAGACGCUGCGGUCGGAAAUGCGCGUCCUUGAAAGCCUGCACAGCAAUAACGUGAGGGGUAAUUUGGCUAGCUCCCUACUGGCUUUGGAUCUCACCGCAUCCAGCAAAAAGGAGUUUGCCAUCGACAUCCGUGACACGGCAGUGCAGUGGGUAAAUGAUAUCGAGAACGAUCCACAGUACCGGCGGUGGCCAUCGUCUGUGAUGGAUCUCCUGCGGCCCACAUUCCCUGGCAUGCUGAGAAACAUCCGAAAAAAUGUAUUCAACUUGGUGUUGGUGGUCGAUCCCCUGCAGCCGACAGCCAGAAGCGUGAUUAAGCUAUCCGAAUCGUUUGUCAUUCAUCAAGCUCCCAUUCGCUUGGGCCUGGUCUUCGACGCCAGGGAUGCCAGUGAGGAUAAUCGAGAGGAUUACAUAGCCAUCAGUUGUGCCUUUAACUAUGUGAGUCAGAAGAAGGAUGCCCGAGCUGCUCUGAGUUUCCUCACGGACAUCUAUGCAUCCGUUGGCGAGACGAAGGUCGUAACGAAAAAGGAUAUUGUGAAACAGCUCACCAAGGAGUUCACCACUCUCAGCGCCAGCAGGGCGGAGGAGUUCUUGGAGGAGGAUGGCACCUACGAUUAUGGCCGAGAGUUGGCCGCUGAGUUCAUUCAACGUUUGGGCUUCUCCGACAACAAGGGACAGCCGCAAGCCCUGCUCAAUGGUGUCCCCAUGCCGAGCAACAUUGUGACCGCCGAUAGUGACUUUGAAGAGGCCAUCUUUACGGAAAUUAUGAGUCAUACCACCAACCUGCAAAAGGCCGUAUACAAAGGUGAAAUGACCGACAGCGAUGUGGCCAUUGACUAUCUAAUGAAUCAGCCACACGUAAUGCCCAGAUUGAAUCAAAGGAUUCUCAGCCAGGAGGAUGUGAGAUAUUUGGACAUUAAUGGUGUCGCCUACAAGAAUCUGGGGAAUGUUGGUGCCUUGAAUCGUCUCUCCAAUCGGGAUAUGACCGCCACGUUGAUGGAGAAUCUCAAGUACUUUGGUGGCAAGAAGUCCACGGAGCAAAUUGGUCGCUCAUCGCUGCAGUUCCUCACGAUUUGGGUAUUUGCUGACUUGGAUACAGAAGAGGGCCGAUCCCUGCUCACGCACGCCCUCGAGUAUGUUCAAAGCAGCGAAAGUGUCCGCUUGGCUUUUAUUCCUAAUACAGAAAGCGUCUCCGCCAAGUCCGACAAGAAGAACCUCAAUCGUUUGGCCUGGGCCGCCGUGCAGAGCCUGCCGGAGCCCAGUCAAGCCACGGAGCUGGUUCUCAAGUGGCUGAAGAAGCCGAAGGAGAAGAUUGAGAUACCCGCGCAGCUGGAGGAUAUACUUGGUUCCACGGAGCUUCACCUGAAGAUGUUGCGAGUGUAUUCGCAGCGUGUUCUUGGUCUGACCAAGUCCCAGCGCUUGGUUAUUGGCAAUGGACGUCUGUACGGACCUCUGGCCGCCGAGGAGACCUUUGAUAGCGCCGACUUUGCCUUGCUGGCCCGUUUCAGUUCCCUGCAAUAUGGCGAUAAAGUGCGUCAAGUGCUCAAGGAAUCGGCUCAAGAUGUCCGAGAGGAAUUCACCAGCGACACCCUGCUCAAGCUAUACGCAAGCCUACUUCCUCGGCAGACUAAGACGCGUUUCAAGUUACCCACGGACCUGAGAUCGGAUCAUUCGGUUGUGAAGCUGCCACCCAAGCAGGAGAAACUUCCUCACUUCGAUAUAGCAGCUGUUUUGGAUCCCGCAUCGCGAGCAGCUCAGAAGCUAACACCUAUCCUGAUACUCCUACGCCAGGUUUUGAACUGCCAAUUGAAUCUCUAUUUGAUUCCCGUGCCCCAGCAUAGCGAUAUGCCCGUGAAGAAUUUCUACAGAUAUGUGGUGGAGCCUGAAGUGCAAUUCGAAUCAAGUGGCAGUCGAUCGGAGGGACCUUUGGCCAAGUUCAGUGGAUUGCCCGCCAAUCCUUUGCUCACCCAACAGUUGCAGGUUCCCGAAAACUGGCUGGUGGAGGCUGUAAGAGCUGUUUACGAUUUGGAUAACAUCAAGCUGACCGAUAUCGGUGGACCCGUGCACAGUGAAUUCGAUUUGGAGUACUUGCUAUUGGAGGGACACUGCUUCGAUGCCGCCAGUGGAGCUCCGCCCAGAGGAUUGCAGUUGGUUUUGGGCACUCAGAGUCAACCGUCGCUGGUGGACACCAUUGUAAUGGCAAAUUUGGGUUACUUCCAGCUGAAGGCCAAUCCCGGAGCUUGGUCCCUGCGACUUCGUGAUGGAAAAUCCUCGGAUAUCUAUGGAAUAAGUCACAUUGAAGGCACCAAUACCCAUCACACGGCUGGAUCAUCGGAAGUUCAAGUUCUAAUUACUUCUCUGCAAUCCCAUGUCAUUAAGCUGAGAGUCGCUAAAAAACCUGGAAUGCAGCAAGCGGAACUCCUCGCCGAUGACAACGAACCGGCGGCACAAUCGGGCAUUUGGAACAGCAUCGCCAGCAGCUUUGGCGGUAGCAAUGGCAACCAAGCGGUUACUGAUGAGGACACGGAAACCAUUAAUAUCUUCUCUGUGGCCUCGGGACAUUUGUAUGAACGUCUGCUGAGGAUUAUGAUGGUGUCCCUGCUGAAGCACACCAAGUCCCCGGUGAAGUUUUGGUUCCUAAAGAACUACCUUUCGCCUCAGUUCACAGAUUUCCUGCCGCACAUGGCCAGCGAGUAUAACUUCCAGUAUGAAUUAGUCCAGUACAAGUGGCCACGUUGGCUUCAUCAGCAGACGGAGAAGCAGAGGACCAUUUGGGGCUACAAGAUCCUCUUCUUGGACGUACUGUUCCCGCUGAAUGUGAGGAAGAUUAUUUUCGUGGAUGCCGAUGCCAUUGUGCGAACUGAUAUCAAGGAACUGUAUGACCUGGAUCUCGGAGGAGCGCCCUAUGCCUAUACACCAUUCUGUGAUUCCCGCAAGGAGAUGGAGGGCUUCCGGUUCUGGACAGGGUACUGGAGGAGUCACCUGAUGGGCCGACGGUACCACAUUUCUGCCUUGUAUGUGGUCGACUUGAAGAGGUUUAGGAAAAUUGCAGCUGGAGACAGGUUGAGAGGUCAAUACCAGGCUCUCAGCCAGGAUCCCAACAGCUUGUCCAAUUUGGAUCAGGAUUUGCCCAAUAAUAUGAUCCACCAGGUGGCCAUCAAGUCACUGCCCGACGAUUGGCUCUGGUGUCAGACAUGGUGCAGCGACACCUCCUUCAAAACUGCCAAGGUGAUCGAUCUGUGCAAUAAUCCGCAAACCAAGGAGGCCAAACUGACGGCCGCCCAGAGGAUUGUGCCCGAGUGGAAGGACUACGAUGGUGAGCUGAAGACUUUAAUGGCUCGCAUCGAGGACCAUGAGAAUACGCAUGGCAGUAGGGAUAGCAACGAUGAUGAUCCAAUAGUGCAAGAUCCGCUGGAGGUCACCACGGUGACGCCUUCGCAUGAGCCCAAACACGGCGAGCUGUGAUCCACGCCCGUAGUUAAAUCAAACGAGUUUUAGUGAAUUUAAGUCCGGAUAUCAACACAACUUGAUUACUACUUUAGCUAAGACACCCCCCGCCCCAUCCCUCGACACAUAAUUGUACAUUUUAAUUAGAAUCUACUCACAAAUAUCGACUCACUAAAGAAGUCUGAAAAUUUUCUUUUUGAUUUCGUUUUCUUGUCUUGCAUUCCAAGCGCUCUAUGGCCACUAAUUGAAUUAAGCUGAAAAUAUGUAAAAUGUCAUAAAGCAGAAUGCGCCUUUAAGUUAAAAGUUCUUUGAAAUGUAUUAAAAGCUGUGGAGUAAAUAGUAA
Drosophila serrata is the source of this 5171-nucleotide messenger RNA. It is a transcript of the gene Uggt, whose product is annotated as UDP-glucose-glycoprotein glucosyltransferase. The record is from RefSeq and is a predicted model, not a curated record. Gene Ontology annotation, cellular component: endoplasmic reticulum. Gene Ontology annotation, biological process: ERAD pathway. NCBI's taxonomy places the organism in Eukaryota, Metazoa, Arthropoda, Insecta, Diptera, Drosophilidae. Gene Ontology annotation, molecular function: UDP-glucose:glycoprotein glucosyltransferase activity.